GUGGACCCCGUGCCUCACGAUGCCCCCAAGCCGCCCGGCUACACCCGCUUCGUCUGUGUGUCUGACACCCACUCGAGGACAGACCCCAUCCAGAUGCCCUACGGCGACGUGCUGAUCCACGCCGGGGACUUCACAGAGCUGGGGCUCCCCAGCGAGGUCAAGAAGUUCAACGAGUGGCUUGGUAGCCUGCCCUACGAGUAUAAGAUCGUGAUUGCCGGCAACCAUGAGCUGACCUUCGACCAGGAGUUCAUGGCUGACCUCAUCAAGCAAGACUUUUACUACUUCCCGUCUGUGUCGAAGCUGAAGCCAGAGAACUAUGAGAACGUGCAGUCCCUGCUGACCAACUGUAUCUACCUGCAGGACUCGGAGGUCACUGUGCGGGGCUUCCGGAUCUACGGCUCGCCGUGGCAGCCCUGGUUUUAUGGCUGGGGCUUUAACCUGCCUCGAGGCCAAGCACUGCUAGAGAAAUGGAACCUCAUUCCCGAAGGCGUAGACAUCCUGAUAACCCAUGGACCACCACUGGGCUUCCUGGACUGGGUCCCCAAGAAGAUGCAGCGGGUGGGCUGCGUGGAGCUGCUCAACACGGUGCAGAGGCGCGUCCAGCCGCGGCUGCAUGUCUUUGGCCACAUCCACGAAGGGUACGGUGUCAUGGCGGAUGGGACGACCACCUAUGUGAACGCGUCUGUGUGCACCGUGAACUACCAGCCUGUGAAUCCGCCCAUAGUCAUUGACCUCCCCACACCCCGGAACUCCUGACUGCCCCUGCUGUCUCAGCCCUUCCUGCCCACAUCAGCUCCAUAUGCCUGGCCAAGAGCACGGACCCCCAACCACCCUUCCUUCCAUGCAGACAACCCGUCUGGCCGUGGGGAGCAGCCCAGCAGAUGGGUUGAGGCUUUGGAAUGAAGAAAAUCUCCCCUGACUCUUCAACCUCCGUCACCUGGAGUCAGGACCCUGUGGGUCCCUGUUAGGGGUUCUGUGCUCAUUACUGUUUUCUGCGUGUACAUUUCCGCGUGUACCUUGUCAAAGGACCUAACAAGUUUGCGGUCCUGUCCUGCUUGGGAAUUGACAGACUCUUCAUCCUUCUCAGUUGGACGCCCUUGUGGGUUUGGGAAGCCGCGGCUCCUGGACACCCUUUGGAAGUUCUCACACAAAAUCUCCCUCUAACUGAGGGUCUGUGUGGCUGCAAGCCCCAGGGUUGGGGGUGGGUGG
Leptonychotes weddellii (Weddell seal) is the source of this 1209-nucleotide messenger RNA. The record is from RefSeq and is a predicted model, not a curated record. Lineage: Eukaryota; Metazoa; Chordata; Mammalia; Carnivora; Phocidae.